Molecule: messenger RNA, 1004 nt
Organism: Homo sapiens (human)
Lineage: Eukaryota; Metazoa; Chordata; Mammalia; Primates; Hominidae
Exons: 1
Coding region: 681-1004 (107 amino acids)
Source: RefSeq, a predicted model, not a curated record
ACACCUGACUACCGCUGCGCCCCGAGCGGCCACGGCCGCCGCGGCACCUCCACUGCCCGCGCUCGCGGUGUGUCGCACUCAGCCAACACGCAGCCAAAUCCCGGCCCCGCCGCUCGCUCUCCGGGUAGCGGUCCAGGGGAGAGGGCCGGCAGCCUCGGCAGCGGGCGGGGAUACCAGAUCCGCCAGGGAGGUGCCGCAGCUCCGCUUCAACUCCUGGCAGGGAGAGGAGGAAGCGGCGGCGCAGGAGGGCAGCGGCGAGGCUCGGCGCUGGGGAGCCGGGAGGGGUGGAGCGUGAGGAUCCGCGGCCGGUAGAGAGGGGCGCACUAGGCAGAGGGGUGGGCAGGACCGGCAAGGAGUACAGGACUUCGGGGACAAACGCAAGACCGCGCGGGCAGCAGGGGCGUGGGAAGACGGGGAGGGGACCAAGGUGCAGGAUCUGGGGCUAGAAGGACAGACAGCCGGCCCCGAGUGCUGAGGAGGGCGGGCGCCCAGUGGUGUCGAGGGCGACUUGGGGCGCGCGGCGGCAGGCAGCGGGGAAGCCGCCGCGAGGGCGUCCAGCAGGGCUCAGCGCGGCGCUCAAGUUCGGGGCUGGGAGCUCUGAAUCCGAACAGCCCAGCGUGGGCAGAGGUCGUGCGCUGCGCGUACGGGAGACCGGGGAGAGGAAUCGCCGGGAAAAGCAAAUGGAGGGUGAAACUUGUGCGCCUGCCGGGGGGAGGGGAGCAGCAGGCGAGUGCGGGCAGGAACACGAGGCGGGGCAGGAAAGCCGCGGCGGCCGCGAGGCGCUGGGGACGCGGCAGCGGGAGGGAGGCCCCCGGCCCCCGGCGCGCAGGUCCUGGCCCUGGCGCGUGUUCGGGGCGAGGGCCGAGGGUCUCGUGGGCAGGAGUCUCCGCGCCCUCCCGCGAGCCCACACACUUACUUUCCAGCUUAGGCAGCGGCCGUCGUCGCUCCAGGGAUCAGGGACAUCGGCGCCGAGGGGUCGCCGCUGCGGCACCCGAAAAAAUUAA